UGACUUUAAUACUGUUCCCAAGGUUUAUUUGAGUUAUCACAGUCUUUAUAGACAGUGUGUUCACCACUGUAAGUUAAAAUACUCUGAUAUUGAUUAUUCCCUUAUCAGACAAAUCCUACCUCUCUCCAAGACAUGACAAAUAUUACAGCAGUACUGGAAUUCAGGCUACUGGGCUUCAGUAGCAACGCACACUGCCAGAUCCUGCUAUUCACAGUGUUUUUGGUUAUUUAUACUCUCACCAUCCUAGGAAACAUCACUAUUAUUUCAGUGGUGACACUGGAGCCAAGACUUCAUUUGCCCAUGUACAAAUUUCUCAAGAACCUCUCUUUCCUAGAGGUCUGUUACACCACCACAGUUGUACCCAAGACGCUGGCCAAUCUACUGGCAAAGAGGAAGAGCAUCUCCUUCUCAGGAUGUAUGGCACAGCUUUAUUACUUCAUUUCCUUGGGAGCCACUGAGUGCUACCUUUUGGCAGUGAUGGCAUAUGACCGAUACGUUGCGGUCUGUGAACCCCUGCACUAUGGUGUGGUCAUGACUGCUGAGUCUUAUACCUGUCUGGCUAUGGGCUGCUGGGUCACUGGUGUUUUCACUGGUUUUCUGCCCUGUCUGAUGGUCUCCAGAUUGCGUUUCUGCAGUGACAACCUCAUUAAUCACUUCUUCUGUGAUAUCCCUCCACUGUUGAAGCUUUCAUGCUCAGACACCACUGUCACAGAAGCUGUCAUCUUCAUCCUCUCUUUUCUGGUACUUGCCAGCUGUUUUCUGUUGACUCUUGUCUCAUACCUACUUAUAAUUCUCAGUAUCCUGAAGAUACCCUCCGCUUCUGGAAAAAGAAUUACCUUCUCCACCUGCAGCUCACACCUCAUGGUAGUGACUAUAUACUAUGGUACGAUGAUCUCCAUGUAUGUCCGUCCCUCCUACAACCUGUCCUCAGAGAUCAAUAAGGCUGUAUCUGUGCUCUACACAGUAGUCACACCCCUUCUCAACCCAGUAAUCUACAGCUUGAGAAACAAGGCAUUCAAGAAGGCCUUGGGAAAAAUAGUCAUCAGACACCAUCGUCUUCAUUCUUUGUGAGUUGGGAACACUUUGAGAUUGACUCUUGUUGAUAUUCAGGGUCUUUGUUGUAUUCUGACUACAGAACAGGUUAUCAUGAGCAUGAGCAAUAGCAGCUGUUUUUGUUGCUUUUGUAUAAAGAAAUAAUUCAAGGAAGUUAUUACUGUAAACCAAAAUGACUCCUGGACUAUACAAUGUUCCACUUUCCUGUUUUUCCUCUUCCUCUUUUUUACCCACCAUCUAAUUUACUUUUUACUACUACUAUAACUGCUAUCUGAAUUACACUUUUUUUCUUAUUAGUGCACAGACACAAAUAUGCAUGAA
Molecule: messenger RNA, 1374 nt
Organism: Columba livia (rock pigeon)
Lineage: Eukaryota; Metazoa; Chordata; Aves; Columbiformes; Columbidae
Product: olfactory receptor 11L1
Exons: 1
Coding region: 133-1071 (312 amino acids)
Biological process (GO): G protein-coupled receptor signaling pathway
Cellular component (GO): membrane
Molecular function (GO): G protein-coupled receptor activity; odorant binding; olfactory receptor activity
Source: RefSeq, a predicted model, not a curated record